AUGCGUUUGUGCCAAAACAGCAGAGCCGUCUGUGCGUCCAACACGGAAACUAUCGGUUUACGUUGUCCCCACGUGCCACCAGCCGUUCUUCUCCUUCUUCUCUUCCCCUCUUCUGGAUACAUCAAUCACAUGAUAAUACUGAUUCUUGGUGGAGUCAAAAUGGAAGAAAAUGACCGAAUAUUCUAGUCGCACGAUUCGAAACAGCCUGACUUGUCUGCGCUCUCUUAUCUCUCGGCGCUGAGGUCAUAGAAGAAAAAAAAUAAGGUGCAGAAGAAUCAGAAGACUUGAAGACUUCUGGUCGCAUUUGGAAUGGCUCGACGCGCUGCGGUUUGAGUCAGAAGUUGACUGCGACGCGUUGAGACGUACAUCAUGCUACCAGAGGAUGAAAACUUGA
Molecule: messenger RNA, 394 nt
Organism: Caenorhabditis auriculariae
Lineage: Eukaryota; Metazoa; Nematoda; Chromadorea; Rhabditida; Rhabditidae
Source: the annotation of a GenBank genome assembly